This is a messenger RNA of Gavialis gangeticus (Gharial), 1563 nucleotides long. RefSeq names its product serpin B10-like. The record is from RefSeq and is a predicted model, not a curated record. Gene Ontology annotation, biological process: negative regulation of endopeptidase activity. Gene Ontology annotation, molecular function: serine-type endopeptidase inhibitor activity. Lineage: Eukaryota; Metazoa; Chordata; Crocodylia; Gavialidae. Bases 237 to 1487 code for a protein of 416 amino acids. The transcript is spliced from 9 exons.
CUGUGAAAACAACAAUCACCAGAUGGAGAGAAUGGAUGAACACCGAGUGAAGCAUGCAUCAUGUGGGGUGUAAAAGAGUAAAUACGAGCAAAUAAAUUACAGCAUUAUGAGUAAUCUAUCCAUGGAACUGGCAAGGCACACUAUAUAUUCAGCUUGCUCCGUGGUUGAACAGUAGUAAGCCUCAGAGACGCAGCGAGUGCUUGACUUCAUCACUGAGAAAGACAAGAUUCAAAACAAUGGAAGCUUUGAGCAUAGCAAACACUGGGUUUGCUCUUGACUUUUUCAAACAGGAGUGUAAGAUGCAAGCCAACAGAAACAUCUUGUUCUCCCCUUUGAGUAUUGCAUCUACUAUGGCCACGGUGUACCUGGGCACCAAAGGUAGCACGGCAGCUCAGAUGGCAGAGGUGCUUCACUUUAACGAAGUCCAAGGAGUUGGAAUGGCCACUACCACUACAAAACCACAAACCUAUUACAAGGUGGAAGAGCUUCUGACAAACCAGUGUAUCAGCCUCCAGAAGACUAAUCUUGAUAAAUCAAGUAAUAUCCAUGCAGCAUUUCAAGAACUUAACUUUGAAAUCAACAAACCCACUAAAAAUUACCUGCUUAGAAGUGUCAACCAGUUAUAUGGAGAAAAAUCAUCACCUUUCAAUACAGAAUAUUUACAGUCAGUCAAGAAAUAUUACAAUACAGAGCCACAAGCUGUAAAUUUUGUGGAAGCUGCAGAAGAAGUCAGAAGAGAAAUCAAUGCCCAAGUUGAAUGCCAGACUGAAGGCAAAAUUCAGAAUCUGCUGCCUGAGAAUUCUGUUGAUUCACUUGCCCGGCUGGUCCUGAUAAACGCACUUUACUUCAAAGGAAGCUGGGCAAAGAAAUUUAAGGAUGGUGUUACAAGAAAACAACCUUUCAGAAUAAACAAGACUACAACAAAGCCAGCGCAGAUGAUGUAUCAGAGAGGAAAAUUUAACUGGAAUUACAUACAGUCUUUGCAUACCCAUGUCCUUGAACUUCCAUACGUCAACUGUGAUCUCAGCAUGUUCAUUCUGCUACCAAAAGACAUCAGUGAUGACACUACUGGCCUGCAAAUGCUUGAAAGAGACUUGACUUAUGAGAAGUUAGCUGAAUGGACCAACCCCAAAAUGAUGGAAGAAACUGAAGUGGAAAUGUUUCUGCCCAGGUUCAAGAUGGAAGAGGGAUAUAAUCUCAAAUCCACUUUGAGCAGCAUGGGGAUGCCAAAUGCCUUCAGCAUGGGCAAAGCAGACUUCACAGGGAUGUCAGAGAGAAACGAGCUGGUUUUGUCACAAGUUUUUCACAAGUGCUUUGUAGAGAUCAAUGAAGAAGGCACUGAAGCAGCAACCGCCACUUCAGCUACUAUGAUGGCACGAAGCCUUAUGUCUACUGUUCAGUUUGUUGCAGAUCACCCUUUUCUCUUCUUCAUCAGGCAUAAUAAAACCAAAAGCAUCCUCUUCUUCGGGAGGUUCUGCUCUCCCUAGAAACCCAGAUACCUGUUAUUAAAACAGGAUCUUACAGCAAAGUAGCUUAAAUAAAUUAAUCUCAAGUUUCCAAAUA